Molecule: messenger RNA, 360 nt
Organism: Prorocentrum cordatum
Lineage: Eukaryota; Dinophyceae; Prorocentrales; Prorocentraceae
Source: the annotation of a GenBank genome assembly
GUAUGGCAGCCUGUGGAGGUGGCCGCGGCUCGUGGGCACGCGGCUGGCACGAGAUGCACUUGCGGCGCGGUGGUGUUCGGUUCGCUGGAGCCGCUCGUCGUGGCGGAGCCGUGCAUCACGGCUCGACCGUCCAGGACGCCGAUGCGGUCUGGCGCCCAGCCAUGCGUGCCGAACGAGCUGGAGGCCCACGCGUCGGGGGACGGCGCGGGGGACGAGCAAGACGAGGGGGUCGCGGCCAGCGCCGUGGAGGAGCUGGGCAGAGGUGCCGCGCCGUGCAUGCUGGACGACGAGGCCGACGGCGACCUUGAACCCGCGCCUGCCCAGGGAGCCGGCGAGGCGGUGUUCGACGACAACGUGUAG